CGCUUUGUUGAGAAACCAAUCCGUAAGAGAAAUCAGGGGGUGGAGCUAAGCAAGAUAAAAAUACGAUAAAGCCCAGAACUUGAAAGUGGUUGGCAAAAGAGUUUCUGGGAUGAUGGAGGAGCCUUUCACAGAGGGAGAUUUCUAUGCUGAGAAUUUUGUUCCCAAAGAUUAUCUGGAAACCUAUUAUAAAGUUAACCUUGAUGAGGAUGAUCAGAUUGUAACCUUUUUCCUGAGAGGAGCCCACAGGGCAUUCACCACAGAUGGCAUCAAAGGAGACACUCUGAUCGAUAUUGGCACUGGCCCAACCAUCCACCAGUUCCUCUCCGCCUGUGAGUCCUUCCGGGAGAUCAUAGCCUCCGAUUACACUGACCAGAACCGGGAAGAGGUGCAGCGAUGGCUGAAGAAGGAGCCGGGGGCUUUUGACUGGACCCCCUUCGUGAAAUACGUCUGUGACUUGGAGGGAGACAGGGACAAAUGGCCAGAGAAGGAAGAGAAAGUCCGAAGAGCCGUCAAGCGGUACCUGAAAUGCGACGUGACCCAACCCAACCCUUUGGCCCCCUUGGUUCUUCCUCCCGCAGAUUGUCUGCUCUCCACUCUGUGCCUUGAUGCAGCUUGCAAGGACAUCCCCACCUACCGAUCGGCCUUCAGGAACAUCAGUUCCCUCCUGAAGCCAGGCGGGCACCUCCUGUUUUACACAACGCUUGAGGAGCGUUACUACAUGAUUGGCCAACGCAAGUUCUCUGCCCUCUACUUGGAGAAGGAGGUGGUAGAAGAGGCAGUGAGAGAGGCUGGUUUUGCCAUUAGGUGGAUUGAGGAGAUCAAAAUGAAGAUCCCCCUUUCUAUAGCUGAUGGGAAGAAGCUGUGCAUCCUUCUUGCCCAGAAAUGUAGCCCAUGAAAAUUUGACAGCUGUCAGUGUAACAUCCAAAGGUUUCCCUAACCAUUGUAAUGAAUCUGUUAUACAAGUUAGGGGAAGCACAGACCACCUGGCUUCCGUCCUCUUUUCCAUGCCUUUCCUGGUAAACAUCUAGCAAAGGGCUCUGUGUGUAAUAAAGUAACACUUGUCUCUC
This is a messenger RNA of Thamnophis elegans (Western terrestrial garter snake), 1067 nucleotides long. RefSeq names its product nicotinamide N-methyltransferase-like. The transcript has 3 exons. Gene Ontology annotation, molecular function: N-methyltransferase activity. Bases 110 to 895 code for a protein of 261 amino acids. Gene Ontology annotation, cellular component: cytosol. NCBI's taxonomy places the organism in Eukaryota, Metazoa, Chordata, Lepidosauria, Squamata, Natricidae. The record is from RefSeq and is a predicted model, not a curated record.